Molecule: messenger RNA, 935 nt
Organism: Schistosoma spindalis
Lineage: Eukaryota; Metazoa; Platyhelminthes; Trematoda; Strigeidida; Schistosomatidae
Source: the annotation of a GenBank genome assembly
AGCCGCUCUUACGAGUGUGACCUUCGCAGUUGUUAUAAUUUUCGUAAAUGUCGUUGUGCAUUAUUUGUCGAUGGAGGGUGUCCGUACAGUGACGCUUAAGUCGAAUUCCUCUUUCAGUGCGGCACAACGCCGUGGUGAUCACAUUGAAACUCACAAACGAUGGGCUGCUGGUCAAAACAAGCAGCGGACCAUCGAGAAAAACACAGCUAAACUAGAGGAGGAUACAGAGGAUUUGCGCAAUGAUUUGGUUGACAUGGAUGUUGCUAAGAUUAUAAUGCAGGCAAGGCAGGAAAAGAACUUAACACAGAAAGAUUUAGCUACCAAAAUUAAUGAGAAACAACAGGUUAUUUCAGAGUACGAACAAGGUCGUGCAGUAAAAAACCAAGCUAUUAUCUCGAAACUAGAGAGGGCUCUGGGAGUUAAAUUGAGGGGUAAAGAUAAAGGAAAGCCUUUGGGAAGUUCGAAGAAAAAUUAGCCCAGAAUUUUAUAAACUCUCACCUUUGUCAAACAUUGUUAACCUCUUUAAAUGACUUACAGUGAUAUGUACAUUAACCUUUAUAAAAUAGAUUGUCAUUUUACGACUAAAUCAAUAGGCUGCAUUCAACUUGCUGCGUAUCUGAAUGUAAUUAUUUCCUGACGUAUUUUUAUUUUAUCAUUGGGAACUGCCGUUAAUGACACCCCAUAUUCGCUAUUGUAAGUAGAUAAAAGAUAUGUUGGUCCCAGACCACUCUAUGAAUUACAUUAUCGAUCAAACUUUUAUUGUUGGCAAGCUCAAGAUUUUAACACGGUAUUCCGUGAAUUGUGCCCACCGUGACUGUGAAUCACAAGUCACAUUAGUGGUUGUAAGCAUUCCAACAAGUUUAGAAGCCUGUAUGUUGGAUCUCAAAAAAGUGCUCCAAUGACCACCUAAAGUACGUUAUAGGUUUAUUUGUCAU